AUGUUGUUGCCAUGGGAACUGUUAAUCCUUCUGUCACUCAAAGAGUGCCUGGCUGGUAAGAUGCCAAUUCAAAAUACACGCCACGGUCCUGUCUUCACCCAGGAGCCCAGUGACAGUAUUUUCCCACUGAGCACUGACGAUAAGCAGGUGUUUAUUAAUUGCAAAGCGAAGGGAAACCCGCCUCCGCACUACAGGUGGAAAGUGGAUGGCAGAGACAUAAACACAGAGUCGGAGCCAAACUACAGUCUUGUAGAGGGUAACCUGCUGAUCAAUAACCCUCACGUCAUCAACCAUGGAGGAGUGUAUCAGUGCAUCGCCACCAAUACAUUUGGGACUGUUGUCAGCAGGGAGGCAAAAGUCCAGUUUGCAUUUCUGCAGAACUUCAACAGGAAGUCACGGAACAUGGUGUCGGUGAGAGAGGGUCAAGCUGUGGUUCUGCUCUGUGGCCCUCCACCCCAUUACGGAGAGAUCAAAUAUUCAUGGGUUUUCAAUGGACAGCGCAGCUUCCUGCAGCAGGACGCCCGGCGCUUCAUCUCUCAGCGAACGGGCAACUUGUACAUCGCCAAAGUCGAAGCCUCAGACGAGGGGAACUACACGUGCGCGGUGAGAAACAUGAUGACCAACGCCACAGUGUUCAGCUCCCCAACCCCCGUGGUGGUGCGGCGGGACGUGGUGAUGGGUGAAUACGAGCCAAAGAUUGAAGUUCAGUUUCCUGACACCCUUCAUGUCUCUAAAGGAUUAUCAGUGAAGCUGGAGUGCUUUGCCUUAGGAAACCCAGUGCCUUCCAUCUCAUGGAGAAGAGCUGAUGGAAAUCCACUCCCCGGCAAGAUUAAAAUCAAUCACUCCAGUGGGGUUCUGGAAAUUCCAUAUUUUCGCCCAGAGGAUGCUGGUGUGUACGAGUGCGUUGCCGAAAACAGCAGAGGACGAAAUGUUGCCAGAGGGCAACUUAUAUUCCACAAUGUUGAGCAUCUGCAUUGGGUCCAAACACUGAAAGAUGCUCAUAUGGCAAUAGAUGCCAAUCUGCAGUGGGAAUGUAAAGCCAUCGGUAAGCCGAGCCCUGCAUACAGAUGGCUGAAGAAUGGUCAGCCACUAACAGCAGAGGGGAGGAUCCAUGUGGAAGCUGGUAGACUGACCAUAUCCAGGAUUAGUCUGUUGGACUCCGGGAUGUAUCAGUGUGUGGCGGAGAAUGAACAUGGAGCCGUCUAUGCCAGCUCUGAGCUCAAAGUUGUAGCCUCCCCACCUGACUUCACCCGGCGCCCCGUGAAGAAGUCCACGGUGAUCCAGAGGGGGGGCGAGGUGGUCUUAGAGUGUCGCCCCCACGCUUCCCCCAGGGCCACAAUCUCCUGGUGGAGAGCGGGCGAACCGCUGAAGGACAGCAAGAGACAGACUAUCAUGGCAGAUGGGACUCUGCGUAUCACCAACAUCUCCAAAUCUGAUGGAGGCAGAUACACAUGUGUGGCCAGAAACCAUUUUGGAACAUCCAGCAGCACAGGGACGCUGGUGGUGAAAGAACCCACCAGGAUCAUAGUUCCACCCUUGAGUUUGGACGCCACCGUGGGACAGAGCCUUGUGUUGCCAUGUGAAGUGUCCAGUGAUUCGUCUCUGAGCCCCAUCUUCAAGUGGUUUUUCAACGGCAAAGCCAUUGAUUUCAGCAGGCAGGAGCACUUUGAAAUGAUUGGAGGGGGAUUUGCAGGUGACCUGAUGGUGAGGAACAUUCAGCUGAAGCAUUCUGGGAAGUAUGUGUGCAUGGUACACACUGAAGUCGACACUGUUUCGGCAGCAGCAGACCUAAUUGUCAGAGGACCUCCCGGUGCCCCGGAGGGCCUGGUGGUGACUGACAUUACUGACACCACUAUGCAACUGUCCUGGAGCUCUGGAACUGACAACCACAGUCCUGUUACCAUGUACAUGGUGCAGGCCAGGACCCCCUUCUCUAUAGGCUGGCAGACUGUGAGAACAGUUCCUGAUUCUGUGCCUGGACAGAUGAUGCAUGCAACAGUGAAAGAUUUGAACCCCUGGGUGGAUUAUGAAUUCAGGGUUGUGGCAAUCAACAGUGUUGGUGUAGGAGAACCCAGCACGCCAUCAAAACAGAUUCGAACCAAAGCAGCAGUUCCCAAGGUUGCACCCGUUAAUGUGAGUGGCGGCGGAGGAGCUCGAGGAGAACUUGUCAUCAUUUGGGAGCCGGUUCCGGAGGAACAGCAGAGCGGAGAGGACUUUGGCUAUGUCGUGGCUUUCCGCCCACUUGGCAGCAGCACCUGGAUCCAGACAGUGCUGGCAUCACCUGAUGCAUCCAGAUAUAUUUACAGAAAUGACAGCAUCGCACCCCUGUCCCAGUUUGAAGUGAAAGUGGGCGUGUACAACAGCCUGGGAGAGGGGCAGUUCAGCCGUGUUGUUAGAGUGCUUUCUGCAGAGGAAGAGCCUUCUGAGGCACCGUCAAGAGUGUGGGGCCGCGCCGUUUCAGCCUCUGACAUCGAGGUGUACUGGGAGCCAAUUCCCCCCGGGUCCAGCAAGGAGAAGAUCAUUGCAUAUGAGGUUCUGUUUUGGGAGGAAGGAUCUCAGCAAAGUCAAGCAGACAGAGUGAAGGUUAUCAACUCCACGGCUCUGCUGUCUGGCUUAAAGGGUAGCACAGUCUAUCUGAUCUCAGUCAGAGCCCAAAACAGCGCUGGACUUGGACCCUGCAGCCCUGCAUUUAACAUCACCACCAAGAAACCACCUCCGCGUCAGCCUCCGGGGAAUAUUGAGUGGAACCUGACCAACUCUAAGAUCUUUCUAAAUUGGGAACAUGUCAAGGCGAUGGAAAAUGAGUCUGAGGUGACGGGAUACAAGGUUGUGUAUCGUCAGAACUGGCAUGGCAGGACCACUGUACUGGAAACCAAUAAGACCAGUGUGGAGCUGCAGAUCCCUUCCGGAGAGGACUACCUCAUUGAGAUCAAAGCUCUGACCAAAGGGGGCGAUGGCACCAGCAGCGGCCCCAUCCGCAUACCAAAGAUGUCCAGUAAGUUUCAGACACUCUGCAGCAUGCAAAUGAUUAGAGUUGGAAUUAAGCAGAUGAGCAGUGGGAUGGGUGCACUGUGUGUAACUAAUCCCCAGUGUGACUGA
Seriola dumerili (greater amberjack) is the source of this 3099-nucleotide messenger RNA. Its product is annotated as contactin-4-like. NCBI's taxonomy places the organism in Eukaryota, Metazoa, Chordata, Actinopteri, Carangiformes, Carangidae. Gene Ontology annotation, biological process: cell-cell adhesion. Gene Ontology annotation, molecular function: protein binding. Bases 1 to 3099 code for a protein of 1032 amino acids. The transcript is spliced from 21 exons. The record is from RefSeq and is a predicted model, not a curated record.